AUGGCAGCAAACCAAAACAACGUGCCACAAUUUAAAUUAGUUUUAGUCGGCGAUGGUGGUGUUGGUAAAACAACAUUUGUUAAACGACAUUUAACAGGUGAAUUUGAAAAAAAAUAUGAGGCCACAAUUGGUGUUAAUGUACAUCCGUUAAAUUUUUAUACAAAUUUGGGUGAAAUUAUUUUCAAUGUUUGGGAUACAGCCGGUCAAGAAAAAUUUGGCGGUUUACGUGAUGGUUAUUAUAUCGGUGGACAGUGUGCUAUCAUAAUGUUUGAUGUGACAUCACGUAUAACUUAUCGAAAUGUUCCCAAUUGGCAUAAAGAUUUAAUUCGUGUUUGUGAAAAUAUUCCAAUUGUUUUAUGUGGAAAUAAAAUCGAUGUAAAAGAUCGAAAAUUAAAAGCUAAAUCAAUAACAUAUCAUCGAAAGAAUAAUAUGCAAUAUUAUGAUAUUAGUGCUCGAUCAAAUUAUAAUUUUGAAAAACCAUUUCUUUGGUUAGCACGAAAACUAGCUGGAAAUGAUAAUCUUCAAUUUGUUUCUCAAGUUUCAUUACCACCACCGGAAAUAUAUUUGGAUCCGGAAAUGCUUCGAGAAUAUGAAAAGCAGCUAGAUGGAGCACUAUUGCCCGAUGAUGAUGAUGACUUGUAA
Molecule: messenger RNA, 642 nt
Organism: Rotaria sp. Silwood1
Lineage: Eukaryota; Metazoa; Rotifera; Eurotatoria; Philodinida; Philodinidae
Source: the annotation of a GenBank genome assembly